UUUGUCACAAGAAUAUACUUCCCUGCCUCUCUGUACAAAUACAACCUUGAACAUGAACUUGCACAAUCCGUUCCUAAUUAAAUUCCUGAUUAUCUUUAUCAGCUUGGAAGGUUCCAUGUCCAUGGAUUACACGAUUCAUGGUUUUUUGGGAAGCCAAAUUAUUCUUCCCAUAUACAAUAAUAGUGGCAAACCAUAUUUUAUACGGUGGACUAGGGACUCUACAUUUAUUGCAGAUCGUGCAAGUAAUAAUAUACCAACAGCAGAAUCGGAAUCAAAGAAAUACCAUGUAUUUCCUGAUGGAAGCCUGAAAAUAAAUACAUUGGAGAAAAAGGAUGCUGGAAGUUACAAAGUGAACACAUAUAAUGAAACUGGCUACUUUCAAUUGCAGCAAUCAGUUACUUUGCAAGUUCGUGAACUCUUGCCUCAGCCAAAACUCACUGCGUUUUGCUCCAAAAGAAUACUGGAAUGUGAAGUGAAAUUCUCUGAAAAACCCAGAUUUAAAUUGUUUCAAAAUACUCAAGAAAUUGAAACUUUUCAAGGACCAGUAUAUGACAAUGUGACAUGGAAGGUGACAUUGCAAUUAAAAGUCCUUUCUGGAAAAUUCAGAUGUGAGGUUGACGUUAAUUCUGACAAGACUCAUACAGAGAAAAUAAUAUGUCAAGGUAUUAAUCCUAACUUGCUAACACACGUACACAUAUGCACGCACAUACUUUCUUAUGAAUUUGUCUGUGUUUUACAUUUCCCUCAUUCAGUACCUAUGUUCCUCAUCUUGACAAUCACAGGAGGUGUAGUCACAUUGAUCAUCUUUAUGGCUCUGAUUAUUUAUUGCAUCAAAAAGAAGAAAGCAAAAAGACAUGAACGGGAAGCUCAGGAGCAUGCCUUGCAAGUCCAGAUUGAGGAUCACAUGAAAUAUAGGAAACUUCCUCAGACUCCAGUUCGUUCUGCCUCUAAUCCACCACCUCAAAAAAGCAUGUUGCCUCCAUCUCAUUCUGAACUGCAACAGCAGAACGGUCCCCCUCCACCCAAAUCAUGCCCUCAUCCGAAACCACCCCGGCGCAUGAAAGAAAGACCUUAAGUAUUGUUGUGUUGCACACUUACUAUGGAGGAAAUGCUUAUACUCCCCAUACUUGCAGGGCAAUUUCUGUGAAGUCCCUGUGCUGCAGUGCAUAGCCAGCCAACUCUGAGCUGGCUUAAAGUGUGGUUCUUGGCAAACAGAAUAGUUAAGAGACAAAAUCAGAAGAUUCAGAGUGACUCAUUACUCCUGCAUACAAAGCUAUAUCGGAUUUCAAGACUAGAGAGGCCUUGGCUUAUUUUAAUGAUAGUAUGACUGCCAUUUCCUUCAAGCAAUUUAAAUAUUUUCUUGUAUUCCUUAUUGUUUUAUGUUUCAUUCCUAAUCAUUUUAAAGGUUUUGCACUAUAUUUUUGUAAUACAUACAUACAGAGAACUAUAUUUCAAGCAAUAAAAAGAAGACAAUUGAGCAGAAAUAACAACACAGCAUGUACUAUGAGAAUUGAUAUUUUUUUCAGUUAUGAGGAAAGCCUACUAGAAUCUACUUUGGACUUUACUUCUACAGUACAUGCCAUUUGUAAAGACUGUGGGUAUUGAUUGUUACAAAUAUUUGUGCUGUUUAGAAGAAAUAGAUAUAAAAUACUCUUCUCAGGGGGAGGUAGGAACAUUGAUGCUUGUGGAGGAAUGUGAACAGAAAAAAGUGAUCUGCUUCUUCAUUACAAGACUAAAAUGAUUGUGCAGCUAUCUUCCCACUUCCCAGGUGGCCACAUGGAGAAAUCUGGAGAUUCAACUCCAGCUUGAAUAUCUAAA
Candoia aspera is the source of this 1818-nucleotide messenger RNA. It is a transcript of the gene CD2, whose product is annotated as CD2 molecule. Lineage: Eukaryota; Metazoa; Chordata; Lepidosauria; Squamata; Candoiidae. The transcript is spliced from 5 exons. The coding region runs from base 53 to 1075 and encodes 340 amino acids. The record is from RefSeq and is a predicted model, not a curated record.